AUGGAAAAUCAUUGGAAUAUAUUUACAAAUGAUUUGGAAGUUCGAAUUUUGAAAAGUUACUCUCACAUAUCGCAGAAAUUUACAGUAUCUUACUCGAUAUUAAUGUACACCAUGAUGUCGAUGUUUAUAAUGAUACCGUCACUAGGACCGAUGUUUCUCGAUGUUGUAUUGCCUCUUAAUAAAUCGCGUCUGCGAAAUAUCGCAAUAUAUAGCGAAUACGGAAUAGAUCAAGACAAAUAUUUUGUACCAAUUUUUUUGUACACUUCUAUUAUGAUCACGGUGGGUAUAACGAUCAUGGUAGCUGUUGAUACCAUGCAUAUAGCAUGUACCUCACACGCAUGCAGCUUAUUUCAACUUAUUGGCCAACAGGUUGAAAAUGUAAUAUCAAAUGUUCCUAUCGACAAUGAAGACAACCAAAUCAGACAUUGUACAAAUACAGAAUAUAAAAUGUUCAGCGAGGAAAUGAUAUAUCGGGAAUAUAUCAUCUGUUUAAAGAAACAUCAACUUGCUUUAGAAUAUGUCAAUAUAUUGAAUGAUACGCACAAAAUUGUCGGAAUUAGCUUUUUAUUGCUCAUCGCUGCAGUUUUUAGUUUACUUGGAGUUCGAAUACGCAGCGGAAUGGUACAAAUUUUCACCAAGACUAAAAUCACUGCUAAUCAUAAUUCUUUACAGAAGUAUUGUGCCGUGUAA
Molecule: messenger RNA, 690 nt
Organism: Atta colombica
Lineage: Eukaryota; Metazoa; Arthropoda; Insecta; Hymenoptera; Formicidae
Exons: 5
Coding region: 1-690 (229 amino acids)
Biological process (GO): sensory perception of smell; detection of chemical stimulus involved in sensory perception of smell
Cellular component (GO): plasma membrane
Molecular function (GO): olfactory receptor activity; odorant binding
Source: RefSeq, a predicted model, not a curated record